Messenger RNA from Stylonychia lemnae, 648 nucleotides. NCBI's taxonomy places the organism in Eukaryota, Ciliophora, Spirotrichea, Sporadotrichida, Oxytrichidae. The record is from the annotation of a GenBank genome assembly.
AUGGGAAACGAGGGAUCAAAGAAAGGAGGCAGAAAGAGACCAGAGGACUAAUUAUUCGAUGCAGCUUUUGAGAUGAGGUAAUAGGCUCGUAUGUUAGAAAGAGAAGCGUAGAAAGUCUAGCAAUAGGAAGUAAAGGAAAAGGCUAAGAUUGCUGCUGAACUUAAAAAGGGAAAUGUUGAAUUCGCGAAGAUAUAUGCUGAGACAGCAAUAAGAACUAGAAAAGAGGCUUUGAAUAUUUAGAGAUUCUCUGCUAAGAUGAGUGCUGUUGCCUCUAAACUAGAUUCCGCUUACAGAACUUAAUAGAUUUCAUAACAAAUUAAGAGUUGUGUUCCUAAACUUCAAUAAUGCCUUGGCUAGAUGAAUAAGAUGAAGAUAAGUGAAUAAAUGAUGCAGUUCGAGAGUGUAUUUGAAGACCUUGAUGUAAAGACUUCCGAUAUCACUGGAGCUCUCGAAUAAGUAACUGGCUCAUCAGUUCAAUAGGAUGAAGUUACCUAAUUAUUGCAAUAAAUGCAAGCUGAGCAUGGUCUUGAAGUUGGAGGAAAUCUGGUUGGACCUGGUUCUUCCUAAAUAAAAUAACAAUAAUCUCAUGCUCAAUAAAAUGAUGUUAAUGAUAUGCAAAGAUAACUUGAUAUGCUAAAGAAUCUAUGA